This is a messenger RNA of Epinephelus moara (kelp grouper), 6480 nucleotides long. RefSeq names its product cadherin 19, type 2 (gene cdh19). The transcript is spliced from 12 exons. Lineage: Eukaryota; Metazoa; Chordata; Actinopteri; Perciformes; Serranidae. Gene Ontology annotation, molecular function: calcium ion binding; cadherin binding. Gene Ontology annotation, biological process: homophilic cell-cell adhesion; adherens junction organization; cell-cell junction assembly. Gene Ontology annotation, cellular component: catenin complex; adherens junction; plasma membrane. The coding region runs from base 260 to 2671 and encodes 803 amino acids. The record is from RefSeq and is a predicted model, not a curated record.
UGACUGAAUUGCUUUCCAGUACCAGGGCAUUUAGUUAAGCAGAUUGUGUUUCUUUACACCCCUGCGAUGAUCUCUCUUGACGGCGUUUGGUGACAAGUGGCUUGGGGACGGCAGCAUCACACAAACAGAGACAUGAACAUGCAUAUAAACCACAUCAUAACGAGAUGGGAUACAGCAUUACCGGGAUCAUGAGCUGUGCUGCUGAAUGAAGAAUUGGUAACACUGGGCUAGUGAAACCUCCAUCCUCCAUCCACUAACCAUGAGAAGUGCAGAGGAAAUGCACGGAUGGACAGUAAAAAUGAGCAUGCCGAGUGUUUUGGCCAUGGUUACGGUCUUUUCUAUGUUUCCUGGCGGGGUGCUGAGCGAUAUGAGAGGUACUCAGGGUUUGGAAGCCCAACAAUUGGCCCAAGGGUCCACUCAUCUGCACCGUCGCCUGAAGAGAGGCUGGAUCUGGAAACAGCUGUUUGUCCCGGAGGAAGAUCCCACUCCUCGCGUUAUUGGCCAGCUCAAAUCCGACUAUGACCGAGGUGAGUUUUCCAUCAAGUACAUAUUAUCAGGAGAAGGAGCUGGAGAUUUGUUUGAGAUAGAUGAGUAUUCAGGUGAGAUCCGGACACUGAAGAAGCUUGAUCGAGAGGAAAAGGCCUUCUACGUCCUUCAAGCUCAGGCUAUCAACAGGAGGACCAAUGAACCAGAGGAACCCCAGUCCGAGUUCAUCAUCAAGGUGCAGGACAUCAAUGACAAUGUCCCGCAGUUCCAGAACGAACCAUAUGUGUCCAGCAUCCCUGAGAUGUGUCCAAUCGGGACCACAGUGGCCCAGGUGACAGCCACAGAUGCUGACGAUCCCAUGUUCGGAAACAACGCCAAGCUCAUCUACUCCAUCCUGCAGGGGGAGCCCUACUUCUCUGUGGAGCCAAAGACGGGGAUCAUUGUAACAUCUUGGCCAAACAUGGACCGAGAGGCCAGAGAGCAGUACCUGGUGGUGGUGCAGGUGAAGGAUAUGCUGGGCCUCAGCGGCGGUUACUCCUCCUCCACCACCGUCACCGUCAGCCUGACUGAUGUGAACGACAAUGGGCCCACAUUCCAACACCACCUGUACACCUUUGCCGUGCCUGAAAAUGCAGCUGUAGGCACCACAGUGGGCAGAAUUAUGGCACAGGAUGGAGACAUUGGUGUCAAUGCCAGGAUGAGCUACAAUCUGGAGGAUGACCUGGAGGAAAGCGCCACGUUUCUCAUCAAAACAGACCCAGUGACGCAGGAGGGAGUGGUUGUGCUCGCCAAGCCUUUGGACUUUGAAACUAAAAGACGUUUUGUCAUGGCCGCAGAGGCAGUCAACGAUCAGGUGGACCUUCGUUUUCUGACUCUGGAUGAGUUCAGGGACAGGACGACACUCAAGAUUGUUGUGAAGGACGUGGAUGAGCCACCUGUCUUCCUCUCAGCGCUCUACGAGUGGAAAGUUCCUGAAAAUGCAGCUGUGGGAACCGUGGUUGGCAGCGUUAGUGCCAGAGACACUGACACAGUCAACAGUCCCAUCAGAUAUUCAAUUGACAAAAGGAGUGAUAACUCAAAAGCUUUCAAAAUAGACCCAAACAAUGGAACUAUGACUGUCGCUAGAGCUUUGGAUCGAGAGACUGCAAACUGGCACAAUGUGACUGUUGAAGCCAGGGAAACAACACAGACCCAUUUAUCCUCCUCUGUGGUGGUGUUCAUCAAAGUGCUGGACAUAAACGACAAUGUGCCAAGGCUUGCAAGAGAUUACCAGCCAUAUAUCUGUGAGGGAACACAGGCGGGAGAACUCAUUCAGCUGCUCAGUGCUGUUGAUCCAGACGACCCCAUGGAGGGACACCACUUCUAUUUCUCUAUGGUCUCCGAGAAGCACAUCAAUCCAAACUUCACUAUCAGAGACAAUCAAGACAAUACAGCCGGCAUAGUGGCACGUAGGAGUACGUUUACCCGCAAGGAUCGAACCCAGUACUUCCUGCCUGUUGUGGUGACAGACAGCGGCUCUCCAGCUCUCUCCAGCACCAGCACUCUGACCAUCAGUGUGUGCAGCUGCAAGCCUGCCGGACAUUGUCCCACAGGAGGGGUGGAGGCCCUCGCCCUGUCUAUAGGGGUCAGCCUGCAAACCUUGUUAGGGUUUCUGGUCUGCCUUGUAACGCUCACAGUGCUGUCAGUUCUAAUGCUGAUGCUGAGGAGGCACAGGCGGAAGCAGCAGGAGGGACUGGAGGUGGAGGUAAAAGAGCUGGAGCUGCCUGAGACGGUGUCGCAGAAGGUGCUGUAUUACGGAGAAUCUGGGGGUGGGAGAGCAGACCUAGACUUCUGCCAGCCUGCCGUCCCACUGCGCCACCACCCCAGGAGGAGGGAGAGGAAGCUGCGGAGGGAGGACGUCAGGGCCAGUAUAAGGAUGUCCCUCAGAGAGUCCCACCUCAUCGGGCCGGAUGAUGAGGUCUUUAGGCAGUUUAUUCUGGACAGGCUGGCAGAGGCAGAUGAGGAUCCUUACGUUCCCCCAUUUGACUGCCUAAGAACCUAUGCAUAUGAGGGGUCGGGGUCUCCUACAGGGUCCCUGAGCUCACUGGAGUCAAUCACUUUGGAGCAACCUGUUUGUAAUCCCAGACCUUACGUGGUUAGACUCACCCCUUGGUAUGGGGGAGGAGAGGAAGACACCACCUUCUGAGGGGCUCUUCUUCUUCUCCUUUUUAAAUGGCUGUUUUUCCAAUGUUUGCAUGAUGAACCAGUUCAGUGUAUUUCCAGUGGAUACUUCUCAAUGACAUCAAGAUGGAAAACAAAUGUUUAUGGAAAGGUUCAACAUUUAGAAAAUACACUUAAUCCCCCUUCUGCCCAGAGUUAGAUGAGAUGAUUGAUAGCACUCUCAUGCUUGUACAGAAAACAUAAAGCUACAGCAGCCUGUUAGCUUAGUUGAGCUUGACAUAAAGACUGGGAACAGGGUACAACAGCAAGCCUGACUCUUUUUUUAGACACUUUAGAGGUGCCAGUAGGCCGAUUUUCUUAUUUCCUUCUUUCUAGCUGUUUCCCCUAACUAGCUCGCGUGGUUCAUAUUUAGCAUACAGACAUGAGAGUGGUGUGAGUUUUCUCAUGUUACUAUCCGUGAGAAAGCAAAAAUCAUUUCACAACAUGUCAAACUAAAAUCAACCCUUUUAUAAUUUCACAUCUUGGGUAUAUCUGGGCUCAUUUGUGUUUGCUGUAUUUUCUUUUUUUCUCUGUGUAUGUGACCCAAUCGCCAGAAAAAAUGUUGGCAUGGUAUGUUUCUGCAAACCAUGGAUACGUCACAUUUUGACACAACAAUGUAGCGGAUACAUUGCAAUUUUAUGUUUCAAUAAAAAGAAAAUACCCAAUUUAGGGGCACAGUACCGCCUGCAAAUGCAGUGACGUCUCUGUAAAAAACAUCCGCUCUGUGUGGCACUAUCCAAGUUGAAACACAACAGUGGGUCACCUAAAAAAGAACUUGUUUUGUUGUUUGGUGGUCCCAAACAGUGAUCUACACUGCAGCUGGGCAGGUGUCUUGCUUAGAUGACAUGCCAUCCACAGUUCCCUCUAACCUCUGAUGACAAAGUCAGCUCAUAAACUACAUUACUUGAGAAAUGUUGAUAUUAUUGGUGUGAAAUAUAGAAAUAUAAUGCACCCGUGGCUUCCAGAAACAUACAAUGCCAACAUUUUCCUCUGGCGACUGGGCUGGUGUAUAACUCUUCAAACAUGGAUCACCUUCAUGUUAUAGCGUCAAAGACAUUGAGAGCAGUUACGACUCUGUGUGUGUCUAACACGAAUGGAAAUGUUAGACCUUGUCUCAGUGGCUUAAACUCAAAGGGCAGAGGGUUUCUGUUAGAUAUUUAUAAGGCUGCUCUGACCAGAAAAAUCUAAACCAUUGGCCAUUUGUAUGAAUGCUAAAAAACAAACUUCUGUUUUUCCUGACAAGCAGCCUCUUGUGGUUGUGCAAAUAACGAUGCUCCUUUUUGAGAAGUAAAGGUGAGAUUAACAUUUAAACAUGUUGCGUGUACAAAGAAUGUGACUCAAACUCCAGAAACUGCAGUUUGAAUCCUUUCUUCUACUUAAAGUCAAAGUUUGUUUGGUUCAACUUCACCCGUGGCCCCUCCCUAACCUUGAAGCUGCAUUCAUUUAUUGGAGCAAGCUGAAGACACACUGUUAUCUGAAAAAUAAAGUUGUUAUGGCGAACGCAUUGGUGAACAUUUUUACACAUCCAGUGGACAUAAGAAUUGAAUGUAGUCAUAGUCCAAUAUUCGCUCAUCUUCUAUCUCCAUUCUUGUUUCCACCAACCCCUGAAAAAAGUUAUAUGGCUUCGUAGCUGGUAGCUGUGGCGCUAUAUUUAGCUGUAGGCUUUGUCUGUUGUGUUGUGCUGGGCAGGUAGCACACAAUGGGUUUACUCAGUAGGUAAUUUGUUCAUUUUUAAGAGGGGAGGACUGACCCGGUUCGUUUUGUUCAUUUGAUUGGCUGGGUAGCAUCACAUGAGAUGAUUUAAUACGCCCUUAGAAUGGGAACACUCCGUCAAUAAUUCUCAAUAAAUUAUUGGUUAUAUGGGUCCGUACCUGGAGUAUGGAGCAAGAUGGCAGUUUAAUAAGGGGGAAGCAUUUUGGUCAUUUCUCUAACAAAGGGAUAGCGUUCCCCUCGUUCUACUGGGGGUUUUUUUGUUGCUGAAAACAGCUGCCUGCUGCAGCUGGAAAAUAAGCUGUUGUCUUUGCUGGCUGGAAAACCAAAACAAAUGCUUUAAGAUGAGGGGAAAUGCAAAUUUGAUGACAAGUCUUUGUUGGUUCAUCACUACAAGCAACCCCUCAACAUUGCACAUCAAUCUGUUUCCUUUCCCAGAUUGUCAAAUACAAAUGCUUUGUCACACCCUUGGGCGUCUCAUUGCGAGGCACAGGACACCCUUUAGCAUAUCUAUGUGAUGCACAGCUGAAACACAUUGUAACAUGUGAUUAAUGUUGUGAAACGGUCACGGCUAGGUUUAGACAAUGGAACUACUUGGUUAGGCUUGGUGAAAAGAUCAUGUUUUGGGUUAAAAUAAGUACAUUUGUUAAAUAAUGUAAUGAGAUAAAAAUAAAUCGUGUGACUGACCUCAGUGCUUCACGACCCUAAGUAAAUUACAUGAUGUUACAUUUGAACAGCAGUGACUUUUGGUUUCAUGAGGGACACAAACUGCUGUCUCCUGGAUGAAAGUCUGGCUUUAUUUGACUCUUCCAUGUAACCCUCCUACUGCCCUAUGUGGACUUUCUUGCUCCUAAUACUAUUCUAGUCGCUCUCAGCGUCAAGUAUUGUAGCAAAUGGGUUUACACUGGAGUCAGUUGAUAGCCUGGUGUGUCUCAUUAAGACGCUAAAGGCUGCCUUUAGCAUCAAUAUCACACAUUAAGGGGUGUGACAAAGGGUUGGUAUUGGACCUGGGAAUGAGAACAGGCAGCUGGGUCUGAACCCCAAGGGAUGGAGAGAGAUGGCAAUUUGACAAGGCGGGUGCAUUUUGGUCAUUUUGCUAAUAAGAGGGAGUGUUGGCCUUCCUCGUUCCCUCUCAAAUCGCCUACUGGGUCCAGUAGAAUUUUUGCUGAAAACAGCUUCCUGCUGCAGCUGGAAAAUAGGCUGUUGAGGGCAGUCUGUUGGCUGGAAAACCAAAACAAUGACUUUAAAGAUGAGGGGAAAUGGAAAUCUGGUGACAGCUCUGUUGGUUCAUCAGUACAAGCGACCCAAUCCAACAUUGCACAUGGUCAUUUGAUCCAUUGUUACUGUUAAGUGCCUCAAUUUAACCAAACUUUAAUUCAAAAAGGUGGCAGAUCAGAAAUUAUACGAUUAAUUUAUGAAUCUGUCACAUGGGUGGAUUUUUAUGGGCAUUGACAAACAACCUGUUUUGUUGUUAAGGUACUGUGCAACAAUGUAAAGCGUGGCCUAUAAUGUGAUCCAGCCAUAAGACAGGUUACUGUAUGCAAACCUUGACUGUCUCUUGACUGUAUGAUCUCUUGCUUUCUUUUAUUUACAGCAGUGCACUUUGGCAGAUGUUUGUAACUCACAAUCUUAAGCAGAAAAGCAUCUUGGGAGAGGGGGGGAAUGGGUACAUCAGAAAGGUAAAGCACACCAUUAAAAGAUAAAUGCACUGAUGUAAUGUGCAGGGUGAGAGUAUGCAAGGGGAGUCUCUUAAAGAGGGCACCAAUGUGAUUCAUGCUUUUUUUAUUACAGCGUGACAUUAUUACCCUCAUUCUUUAAUACCCACAGUAUUACUGACCUGUUAAAUUUACAUUUCUGAUACUACCGUAUUUGUAAUAUUAUUCACUUCUUAUCAUGUUUUAUGUAACAGUUUUCACUGUACAGUAUUUGUAUUUUACAUUAUGAAAUCAUAUAAAUUAAUGUAUACUUCCCUUGGGUUUAUGUAUGGCAACAUUAUUUUCUAAAUAGAGAUUUUGUUUCCUGGUUAGCCUGUUUCUCACAGAAGUGAAUUUCACUUACAGAAGAGUAUCCAUUAAAUAUGAACUG